ACCUUCGCUAUGCUGUCUUCAUUCUUCUUGAUAUUUUUGCAAUUAGUCAGAGGUAUGCAACAAUCAAGUACGGUCAUCCCCUCCAUUGAGUCCGAAAAAAUGCUUUUGAAAAUCCGGGAGAUGUUUGAUUUUGGGUAUACGAAUUACAUGAAAUUUGCAUAUCCUGAAGAUGAGCUUGAUCCAAUUCACUGCUGCGGCAGAGGACCGGACCUCAGUGAUCGAAAUAACAUCAAUGUCAAUGACGCGCUGGGUGAUUACCAACUUACCUUAGUUGAUUCCCUCGAUUCUCUUGCUGUGUUUGGUAAUACAACAGAAUUCAAACGGGCUGUUAAGUUGGUUGCAGCUACAAUGUCUUUCAAUAAGCAAUCUGUGGUGCAAGUGUUUGAGGCUAAUAUAAGGAUACUGGGAGGACUGUUAUCUGCUCAUCUACUAAUUACUGAUCCCCAUGGGCGAUUUGGUGAUCUGCGGCCUGAUAACUACAAUGACGAAUUACUCAGACUUGCCCAAAAUCUGUGUGACAGGCUUUUAAUAGCAUUCAAAGGAACACCUACUGGUAUUCCUUUUCCUAGGAUACAUUUAGGCUGGCGGUCAGUUGAGACGCUGGGCAGGGUGGAUACCUGCCUUGCUGGAGCUGGAACGCUUCUUUUGGAAAUGGGAACACUUAGUCUGCUCCUGCAAGACUCACGUUAUGCCACUCUGGCGCGCAAUACUGUUCGUAGACUGUGGAACUAUCGCUCACGCAAAACGGGUCUGCUCGGCACUGACAUCAACAUCUACACGGGUGAGUGGAUAAAUUCAAUGUCGGGCGUAGGUGCGGGCCAAGACUCUUUCUAUGAAUAUCUAUUGAAGGCCGGAAUUCUUUUUGACGACUCCGAACUAAUUAAAAUGUUCGAGGAAUCUCUGAGGAAUUUGCGAUAUGGGUUGUGUGAAGCUUCACCUGUGCAUCGCUGCGCGUGCCCUGAAGGGUACCCUUCGGUCUACUGGAAUAUUGAUAUGUUCACAGGGGAAGUAAUCAACACCUGGGUUGAUACGUUGCAAUCCGUCUGGCCUGGAAUACUUACGCUGGCUGGAGAACUUCGGGACGCCAAACGUCAACAUGAGCUUCAUUUAUCGAUUUGGCAGCAUUUUGGUCUACCUCCCGAGCGCUUUAACCUCGUCCUAAACAGAUCGGAACUUUCCUUCUACCCUCUCCGUCCAGAAUUCGCUGAAUCUACAUACUACCUCUAUCGAGCAACUAAGAAUCCCCUUUACCUUCGAAUUGGGUCCAUGAUAAUCAGUAAUUUGGAUCGUUACACUCGUGCAAAGUGUGGAUUCGCAACAAUUCAUGACGUUGAAGAUAUGACUCAGGAAGACCGCAUGGAAAGCUUUUUCUUGAGUGAAACACUAAAGUACUUGUAUCUCCUCUUCGACGAAUCUCACCCAUUAAACGUGCAUGAGGAGGACUAUCUUUUCACAACACAGGGCCACAUUCUUCCCAUUAGCCGCCUCCGAAAGCUUGCCCUAGACCUACCCAACAGUCCAUUUGUAAAUGCUCGGUUUGCGAAUCACUCUCCGUCGGUAGGUCAAGUUCGUUUAUAG
Messenger RNA from Hydatigera taeniaeformis, 1578 nucleotides. Lineage: Eukaryota; Metazoa; Platyhelminthes; Cestoda; Cyclophyllidea; Taeniidae. The record is from the annotation of a GenBank genome assembly.